Molecule: messenger RNA, 1265 nt
Organism: Haemorhous mexicanus (house finch)
Lineage: Eukaryota; Metazoa; Chordata; Aves; Passeriformes; Fringillidae
Gene: NOL12
Product: nucleolar protein 12
Exons: 6
Coding region: 144-794 (216 amino acids)
Cellular component (GO): nucleolus
Molecular function (GO): RNA binding
Source: RefSeq, a predicted model, not a curated record
CGCGCACCCCAGGCCGUACUCCAGGGCAGGGAACAGGCGCACGCCAGGUCCGUGGUCUGUGUCCCGCCCGGGCCGGGGGCGGCGGGCACAGCUGCCCGCGUUCCGGCGGAAGGGGCGGGCGGCAGCAGCAGCGUGGGGCCGCCAUGGGCCGCAAGAAGAACAAGAAGGGUCCGAGCGGCCGUGAGAGGCGGCUGGUGGUGACUUUCGACGAGGAGCGGCGGAGGGAGUACCUGACCGGCUUCCACAAGCGGAAGGUGGAGCGAAGGAAGGCGGCGCUGGAGGAGAUCAAACGGAAGCUGAAGGAAGAGGAGAGGAAAAUUAAAGAGGAGCGGCACCAGGAGUAUCUGAAGAUGCUGAGCGAGAGGGAGGAGGCGCUCGAGGAAGCUGAUGAACUGGAGCACUUGGUGACAUCGCGGACAGAGUCUGUGAACAUCGACCAUCCAAACCACAUCGUAACAGUGACCACCAUCAGUGACCUGGACCUCUCGGGGGCACGCCAGCUGGGACUGAGCAGCCCUGUGGGAAAAACUGAUGGACCUGAAGAAGAGAAAGGGGAAGAGGUGGAGAACAAGCCUGUGAGAACGAUGCCCAAGAAGUCCAGAAACCCUUUCCUGUCUGAAAAAAUCUCAUCUCUUACUGCCACGCUGCACAUGCACAGCCAGAAGAAGACAAAAAGAAAGAGAUCCCAACGUGGGCAAGGCCCGCGUAAGAAAAUCCAGAAAUCCAGCACAGGGCGCACCACCAAGACUCAGCGUCGGAGGCUGACUGGCAAAAUAGGCCGUGACCAGGAUUAACAGAGAAAGAGAAACUGAUGUUCAGAUCACCAGCUGGGACAGUGCUCCACAUCUGUCUGGCCUGCUGCUCUUCGGGACCUGUCAUUGUGGGCAAGCACCUUGCUUACGUGGCAUUCUGACUAGCCAAUAACCCAGGCCAGUUCAGCCUUUCUCUUGCCUCCUGAGCACUGGCCAGGGUCAUUAGACACUCUACCCAUUUAUUUUUGCAGUGAUCUCCAGCUAAGUGUCUGGGUACCACAGGAUCUCUUAAAAACUUCUGCUGAAUGUCAUGUUCUCUCUUGGCAUAGUCCUUCUGUCCUUGGCCCCCCCUUUCAAAGCUGAUAUUUGGCUUUAUCAGAGAAGGGGAUCUGGGGCAGAGUGCAACAGGCACUUCAUUGUCAGGGCAAUUUGAGAGACUUUGGAGAGCUCUGCUUGCACUCCUGCAUCAGUACCCUGGCAUUUCUCCUGUGCAGUAAAUCCUUUUUCCAUGGA